AUGAAGAAGGUAGAUGAAGUGAAGAAGGAAGUUGACAUUGGAGUUGCUCUUAAAGGAUCAUCAACUGAAGAUUCAAUGGCUAUGUUGUCAAGACAGUUUACUAAAUAUCUGAAACGAAAGGGAAAAGAGAGGAAGGAUAGAAUUGAUGAAGAGUUGAGAAGUUCAUCAAAGAAUGUGCAAUAUGAAGAAGAAGAAGAUCUGAAGAAUUUUGUGGCUUGGACAACUGUCAAUUCUAGUUCAGAUAUAGAUUCUGCGUCAGUCUCUGAAUUAGUGUCUGCAUCAGUGUCUGCAACAGGGUCUGCAUCAGCAUCUGCAACAGGGUCUGCAUCAACAUCUGCAACAGGGUCUGCAUCAGCAUCUGCAACAGGACCUGUAAUUAAAAGUGAAAACGAUGAAUGUGAUAGUGAUGCAGAGAGUGUUGAUGAUGAAGAAUUUGCUGAGAAUUAUAGAGCCUUAUAUGAGCAUUGGCUUAAAAUGGUUGAAGAGAAUUCAGUGUUAACUAAGGAGAAACUCAAGUUAGAGGCUAAAGUCAUUGAAGUACAGAAAUAUGCUGCAGAAAAAGAAGAAGAAGCAUCACAAGCCAAAGUACAACUUGAAGAAACUCAAAAGAAUUUGAGGAUGCUUAAUAAUGGCACAAAGAAGUUGGAUCAUAUUCUGAAUAUUGGCAAGAUUGAUAAGUGUGGCCUUGGAUUUGAAGGAAAACUUUCAAAAUCAGAUCCAGUGUUUGUUUAUGGUGGAAAAAUCACGUCUGGAUCAGGAAGUGUGUCAGAAACUGCAACUAUGGCAGAGACUGCAUCCGGUACAAGAACUACUACGAGAACUGGUACAGAGUCUGAUACAGGAAAAGUUAAAGAACUGCAGAGUGCACCUCAACGAGUUUUUCGACCUGUUUGCCAUCAUUGUGGUAUUGUUGGGCAUAUUAGGCCAAGGUGUUUCAGAUUGUUGAGGGAGAGAAAUCGAAUGGAGAAUGCUUAUGAUAAGAGAUUUCAUGGUCCUACAUGUUAUCAUUGUGGAGUUCAAGGGCAUAUUAAGAGGAAUUGUUUCAGAUUCAUUCGAGAAUCCAGUCAUGAAGGCUUAAGGCGCAGGAAGAUUUGGGUUAGGAAAGAUGAUUUCUAUGGAGGUGGUGUACUAGGCUAUCAACCUCGUAUUGCAAAGCGGGGAGAAUUUUCUAAGUAGUUUUGACCAUGUUGUGACUCAUUCAGGGGGAGAAUGAUGAUGUGUUUCGUGAUGUUGUUUUGGAGUUAGAACUGUUGAGUUCACAAACAUAGUCAAAAAGGGGGAGAUUGAAGAUGUAGCUGCAGUCUGAUUAAGUUGUUGAAUGAGUCAAGAAG
Molecule: messenger RNA, 1331 nt
Organism: Arabidopsis lyrata subsp. lyrata
Lineage: Eukaryota; Viridiplantae; Streptophyta; Magnoliopsida; Brassicales; Brassicaceae
Product: platelet binding protein GspB-like
Exons: 2
Coding region: 1-1176 (391 amino acids)
Molecular function (GO): zinc ion binding; nucleic acid binding
Source: RefSeq, a predicted model, not a curated record